CUGCAUCAAAAUGCACAACAACACAAGCAAGAAGGAGUUGUCGCCACUCUGCACCUUCCUCAUGAGGGUCCUCUUGCUACUCUCGUACACAUCGGCUGCGCACUGCCUUGAGCUUCUCGACGCCACCUUGUGGCCGGCUAUUAGUCAGGCGCAAUCGUCCACCGCUGGACAAGCGGUUUCUGUCCUCCGACGAAAAAACAUUGCUACCCCAUCAACCACUGCCCUUGAUACUCGCACCCUCCAUACUCGCGUCCAAGCGUUCCAUUCUUUGCCUCUGAGGCGAACAGGCGUGCCGAGUUGGAGAAAGCUGGUGGAAGGCCUCGGAAGUCUAGGGAUCCGAGCAGCGAUCCGAGAACUCUGCUACGUCUACUACCAGCUCACAAGAAGCACACCCCACGACAUCCCAUCACAGCGAAGCACCGCCAUGCACGAUUUGAUCGUCCAGAGGGUGUCUGAGCUCACACGGAUGCUGAUAACGCCAACCUUCCUCAUGAGGGUUCUGUGGCUCCUCUACACAUCGGCUGCCAACUUCCUCGAGCUGGUCGACGCCACCUUGUGGCCGGCUUGGAAGGCCGCAGUCAUGUGUCUGGACCAGCACAUCUUCGGUACUAUCAUCAUCAUUGUCGCCGCCGUCACAGGCACUCCUCACUUUCGACAAUCACGCCGUUCGGUCCCAUUUCCUGUUGUCAAGAAGGAGCUGAAAGCGCGCGUCGCAAGGCGCGGAUCCGAUGUGGAUUCCGAUGUCUCCACGCUUUCGGAGAGAGAGACCCAGGCGGCUGUCAACACUACGGUUGCUGGGCUGUUGGCGCUCAUGCAUACCUAA
Molecule: messenger RNA, 823 nt
Organism: Neurospora tetraspora
Lineage: Eukaryota; Fungi; Ascomycota; Sordariomycetes; Sordariales; Sordariaceae
Exons: 4
Coding region: 11-823 (270 amino acids)
Source: RefSeq, a predicted model, not a curated record